AUGCCGCCUUGUCAGACAUGCCUCAGCCAUGGGGUGCAGGGCGAGGCGCUCACUGGCCGGGCCUUCUGCGCCGCGCAUGGGGGUGUCUCCAGCCUGGCGACAGCCGCUCGGUCGCUGGCUUUGCCUCCGGGCCUGGCGCCUCCCGUGGAGCUGCACGUGGCAGCGGUCGACAGCACGGGCGCCACGCAGGCUGUGGAGGCCUUGCGCAUUGACGCGGACGAGGACGACGAGAUGGCACAACUGGACGCGAUCGAAGUUGACGACGAGGACAUCAGGACGACGACCGCCGCUGCUGUCGCUGCCGUUGAUGCGGUUGCCGCCGGGACCGUCACGCCCAACCCUGCGUCCAUCCCUUUACUGUUGCGGGGCCAGGUGUUCCAGCAGUGGCUGGACCAGGAGGUCCUCCAUCACUUCGAGCUGGUGCAGGCCUGCGCGCUUGCGGCGGCGAGCCCGGCGGCCCUCGCCGUGGAGUACCCUUGCAACUGGGCUGCGUUGCACACUAUCCUCAAGAAGCUGGGCUACGCCGAGGCCGCCCCCGACCCAUGGCAAUCCCUCGGCUUCGCGAGGAAUGACGGUCCCGAACCUUCUGCCCAGAGCGUGGCUGCUCGCGCACGCACGGCGAUUCAGCUGUGCGAGCUCAGCCGCAAGGCCAACUGGUCAGAGGCGGACCGGGCGAAGGCCGAGGCUGCUUUGCAGCACUUCUCCGCCGCCUCGGAUACUUGCACCACGGAGCUCCCGGACGUCUUGCGGGAGAGUCGCCGCGUGCGGACUGGUAAACUACCAUUGUGGAAGGAGGUGGGUAAGGAGGCUCUGGAGAUGCUUCGGCAGUGCGCUGGGGGGCAGGACGUGUGGUUUCUGACGCAGUGGUCAAGUAUUUUGUCUUCCCCUCAGCCCGGCGCCUGGGAUGUGCACAGCACCCGCGCCGCCGCCACGCUGUUGGAGAAGGGCGACGAGAACAUCUGGGAGCAGCUCGCGGACAAGCACGUCGUGGCCUGGAUCCCCGAGGACCCCAAUGCGACCUCUCGCUGCCGGGCCUCGCUACUUCGCCGUGUCGCGGCGGGCCAGAAGCCGGCAUCCUUGAAGCUGAUCGCGCCGCUCCCUCUUUUCCUGGGCGCGCACAAAGUGGGGACGAUUUUGGACAACUGGUGGAGCCCAUUGCUGGGGGAGUCAUGGGCUCCGCUGGUACGACGUUGCGAGUUUUCGGAUUACCCGAUGGAGCUCAUUCUUCCGGGCCCGACCACGCCGCGACAUGCCAAGAUGGGCCUGGCUGUUUUCACCAUCGCUUUCUCACGCGAGCGUGCAGCACCGACUAUGCUCAAUUUUCGCCCCCCGCUGCUCCAGACUGAGGCUGCUGCCACCCCGGUCACGUUCGACAUGCGGGCCGAGGACGUCAUGCCAUUCUCGAUGCUGAUGCGGCUGCCGCUGAUGGCCGAGGCGAUUUGGCGCAACCCCCGUCGCAGCCCGGCUGCUACGUCCGAGAUCCCGCGGGUCUGCAUCGACGUGCUCUUCCCCAAGAGCUUCGUUGACCUUGACACGAACAUCAUCCUCCAGGAUCUGCGACGGCUCCUGCCUUCGACGACGUUCUUCGGCACGCAGGCGUUGUACUCCGCCGCCGACGCCAUGAUACUGGAGAUCAACAGCGCCUUGGGCUUGCAACGUUUCUGGCCGCUUUGCACCCACCUGCUGGUGGCAAGCAGCAGCAAGGUGCUCCUGCUUUCCGGCUCCAGCGGAGACACCUGGGCGAGCACGAUGGACCGCGUCUUGAUGAGCGACCCGUCCGCCGCCGCCACCCUCCUGCGCUGGAAGCCCUCCCGGGGGGGGCGGAAAGUAGCAACGCCCUCCGCCACCACCAGAGCCCUGACGGCCACGCGGAAGAAGGCUCACAAGCCCCCUGCGUCGCUGGAUCACCUCACGGAGGUCGUUCUCAACGGCGAGUUGGGCCGGGAACAUGGCGAGGUUGUGCGGUUGCUCCUGACCCACCUUGCGACGACGACCGGCCUUGGCCUCACGGAGAAGGGUGCCGGCAGGACGUUACAGCAUGGCGAGUUCGAGCACAUCCCAUGGCGGCGCUGGCGG
Messenger RNA from Prorocentrum cordatum, 2076 nucleotides. NCBI's taxonomy places the organism in Eukaryota, Dinophyceae, Prorocentrales, Prorocentraceae. The record is from the annotation of a GenBank genome assembly.